UCUGUUUUGCUGCUUGUUCAGAUCCAGAUCUGGUUUGGUUUUUAGCAGAUAAAGAUCUCUGUAGAAAUGCGCUCUGUUUUCACUGUUUUGUUGCUGCUCGUGGCGCUGAUUGCGUUCACGGAGACCGUCUUUGCGAAAGAGCUUCGAAUCAUUGUCACCGACCGCAUUCCUAAAAGCGAGUGCCUGAGAAAGACGCGCAAGGGCGACCAGAUCUCGGUUGAGUACACCGGAUACUUUGAAGAUGGAACCGUGCUCGACAGUUCGGUCGGGAGAGAGAUCCCGUUCCGAUUCCAGCUCGGUAGUGGUAAAGUCAUCAAGGGCUGGGAGCUGGGUCUUCUUGACAUGUGCAUUGGCGAAUCACGAAGGCUGCUCAUCCCGCACCAGUAUGGCUAUGGUAUGCGUGAAAACUUACAUGUAAAACCGGGGACCGAUCUUACGUUCGACAUCAAACUGCUCGGUAUUGCUGGAUACAAGCCCGACGGUUCUCCCGAGGACGAAGAAAUCGAGGCUACGACAGCCAGCGAAGAAGGCGAGCCCGAGACGGAGACUGAGGCCGCUGAAAAGCCCACUGAAGUUGAUGCCGAGCCCACCCCCGAGGCUGAGUCCACGUCUGCUGAAGCUGAGCCGGUUGAGGAGGUUGUGGAGGCAGCCGAGACUCUACCCCACGAUGAGUUGUAGACGUCCUGCGCUGCAAUCAGCCAUAGAGUUCGUUCUUCGGUGUAUGUACAUUGUAAUAUUGUCC
This is a messenger RNA of Myxozyma melibiosi, 742 nucleotides long. RefSeq lists its product as uncharacterized. Gene Ontology annotation, biological process: protein peptidyl-prolyl isomerization. The record is from RefSeq and is a predicted model, not a curated record. Lineage: Eukaryota; Fungi; Ascomycota; Lipomycetes; Lipomycetales; Lipomycetaceae. The transcript is spliced from 4 exons. The coding region runs from base 67 to 678 and encodes 203 amino acids. Gene Ontology annotation, molecular function: peptidyl-prolyl cis-trans isomerase activity. Gene Ontology annotation, cellular component: endoplasmic reticulum.